This is a messenger RNA of [Torrubiella] hemipterigena, 1972 nucleotides long. The record is from the annotation of a GenBank genome assembly. Lineage: Eukaryota; Fungi; Ascomycota; Sordariomycetes; Hypocreales; Clavicipitaceae.
ACACUUUGUUCCGUCCGACAACUCGGCGCUUUUGCAGCUGACAAACACCAAACACAUUACAAAUGCUCCGACUUGACAACCUUGCCUGCUACCUGCACUGCCAAAAUACAUGCCAACAGGCUGCUGCACGAAGCCGGAAAUCAAAGAAUGACGAUGCAACAAGACACUGACAAUUUGGAAAUGGCCGCUGCUACUGCUGCUGCUGCUGCUACUGCAGGAGAUCAGUCGCCUGUGCUGCGUUGCGGGCUCUGCAAUAAGCCCUUUGCCAAGCAAUCCACGCUCAAGCGCCACGGCUACUAUUGCAGGUCUCGACCAGGCGGCAGCGCCCCUCGUGCCAGAUCGUGCGUCUUCUGCGUUAAAACCAAAGCACGAUGCGACGGCGAGCGGCCGUCAUGCUCGAGAUGCAUUAGCAGAGGCAAGAGCUGCGAGUACCCCGCAAACGCUGCCCGCGCUACUACUACGCAAUUGGGGGCUCAGGCUCCGCGCACUACUAACGGCGUCUCCACCAAGCAAACAACGGCUGCUACUACUGCUUCUGCUGCAGAUCCCUCUCCCCCAAUGCCCAGUUUCAUCACCAUAGACAAUGACACCAGCAGCCUCAACGACACUCUUCUCUACAAUGCCUUUUUCCCGCUUGAAUACGGAAUCCAACAAGUCGAUGUUGGCGCUGAUGGCAGGGACGACGACGAUUGGGACGGACACGGCUGGUCGAAUUUUGUGCAAUCGCAGAUGCAGCAGGCUGCUUCCUUGACACCGAACACGUUGAUUAACAGCGAACCUUCUCUAUCCGAUGAACCAUUUACUACUAUGCUGCAGCAAGCCAUGUCUUCUCCCAAAUCGCAGAUCCCAAGAAUGCCGACUUACACCAUGCGCUCACUUUUCCACAGACCGCAGACGGACAGCGGCAACCAACGCAUAUCGCAACUCAUGCUGCAGACACUCAAAUCGUACCCGCUAAUGAUGCUGCGACAGAAGACGCCGCCGCCGUUUAUCCAUCUUCGACUCAUGUUGUCUGAUACUGGAAGCGACGACGCGGAGCCAUGGCAUAACUGCGUCAGCUUGAUGCACAUGCUUGACGGUGGCAUCCAGGGCAGUCGAAAAUUGUUCUGGAGAAACGUACGGACAGAGUGCGAACGCUUCUGUCAGGAGCAUCUUACAAUGAGCAAAUGGGAACUGCUCGCUGGCAUGCAAGCCCUCGCCAUUUAUGUUAUUAUGAGGUUGGAUGAAGGCGCCAAGGACUACAACAAUUUUGACAUGCUCUUGCUCAAAUCCGUCACGGUCAUAGCUACAAGCCUCAUGUCCGUCGAUACCACCUCCUGCCCCUCGUCGCCAUCUGAUAAAUCAACUCUCGAUGUGGUCUGGAAAAAUUGGAUUCUAGAGGAAUCCAGGCGAAGACUAUGCGUUUUGUUUCAAAUAGUCAACAUGCUCAUAGAAUUUGAGCCUGCUGCCAUGUGUGAUAGCGACGGAGAAAUUGUCCUGGCUCCGUUGCCGGCUCAAAAGCUGCUGUGGGAAGCGUCGGAUGAAGUUUCGUGGAAAGUGACUGGCCAAACGGACUCCGAGGCGCUGACCGAGUUUGGGUUGGCGAGAAAUGGGCAUCUGGUAAAGUUGAAGCAGCAAGACAACGACAACUUCUACGGCAUGUUGACGGGGUCAGAUGGCCUGCCGCUGUCCAGAAGGACGGCAAAGUGGGAUGACUGGUGCUCAGGGAUGGAUGGAAUCGGCGGGCUUGUCAUGCUUGCUGCGUCUCUUUUACAAUAGUGCCACAGUAAGUUUUUCCAUAUUUCUGGCUAGGCGUUGGUAGCGUUUUAUAGAGAUUCAAAGACUGUAUUGUAUUAUAUCCGAGCUUGUCCAUCAUAUCGGUUUCUAUGUCAUCCUUCUUAGCCUCUAACGGUUGGCCUGAACAAACACAUACGUUGCAUUCUAAGGAAAAGCAGUCAUGGAAAGCUUGUCAAAUUCGCCAUUCACACCGACC